CACUAAGUCACUUGGUAAGAAGGAUCUUCUGCUCAUUCUUCAUUAGAAACGACCUGCUGGAGACACCAGCUCGACUGAAGUGGCUGCCAGGAUUCUAACAGGAAGGAAACAGUUUCUACAGUCGUAUCAAAGCAUAAACAUGAAUAAAUCUCAUCACUGCUCAGAGUGUGGAAAGAGUUUUACUCAGCAGAGUCAUCUCCGACAACACCAGCGCAUUCACACAGGAGAGAGGCCGUAUCACUGCUCAGAAUGUGGGAAGAGUUUUACUCAGCAGAGUUCCCUUAAAAAACACCAGCACAUUCACACAGGAGAGAAGCCGUAUCACUGCUUACAGUGUGGGAAGAGUUUUGCUCACAAUGAUACCCUUAAAGUACACCAGCGCAUUCACACAGGAGAGAAGUUGUAUCACUGCUCAGAGUGUGGGAAGAGUUUUGCCCGACAGAGUCAUCUCCAACACCACCAGCGCAUUCACACAGGAGAGAAGCCGUAUCACUGCUCAGACUGUGGGAAGAGUUUUGCUCGACAGAUUAUCCUCCAACACCACCAGCGCAUUCACACAGGAGAGAAGCCGUAUCACUGCUCAGACUGUGGCAAGAGUUUUGCUUACAGAAGUGCUCUUAAAAUACACCAGCGUGUUCACACAGGAGCGAAACCGCAUCACUGCUCAGACUGUGGCAAGAGUUUUACUCAAAGUAGUGCCCUUAAAAUACACCAGCGUAUUCACACAGGAGAGAAACCGUAUCACUGCUCAGAGUGUGGGAAGAGUUUUACUGUAGGUGAAGCCCUUAAAAUACACCAGCGUGUUCACACAGGAGCGAAACCGCAUCACUGCUCAGACUGUGGCAAGAGUUUUACUCAAAGUAGUGCCCUUAAAAUACACCAGCGUAUUCACACAGGAGUGAAACCGUAUCACUGCUCAGAGUGUGGGAAGAGUUUUGCUCAUGCAAGUAGUCUUAAACAGCAUCAGCGAAUUCACAUAGAAAAAACUACACUGUUAAAAUAAUGGGAAGUAUUUUUUUGUGUAUUUUUUUUUCAACAACACCAGCACAUUCACACAGGUGGAGAAGCUGUAUGGCUGCUUAUUGAAUGAAACAGUUUGUCAAAGAAUUAUCCAUAAAGUACAUCAGCACAUUCACACAGGAUAGAAAAGACAUAUAAAUCACAUAAGAGGACAAACCAUAUUGUUUUUGUGACUGAAGUUUUUGUGACUGAAGUCGUGUUGAAAAACACCAACGCAUUCAG
Trichomycterus rosablanca is the source of this 1242-nucleotide messenger RNA. RefSeq names its product zinc finger protein 79-like. The transcript is spliced from 2 exons. NCBI's taxonomy places the organism in Eukaryota, Metazoa, Chordata, Actinopteri, Siluriformes, Trichomycteridae. Bases 140 to 1003 code for a protein of 287 amino acids. The record is from RefSeq and is a predicted model, not a curated record.